UGUCAAAUGAAGCUAUCAGUCGAUCGUUGUUGUCGUCACAAGCAGAAAAGUGUGAUAAAAAAGCAAAGAAUAAAAAUAAAUAAAUAUAUAAAUAUUUAAUAAAGAAUCAAAAUAUUAUUUAAAAACAUUUCACGUAAAUUAAGAUAAACAAAAUAAAAUAACCAUGAAAUUAUUAUUAUUUGUCACCUUAUGCGUCCUCGUCGCGUUGGUCUCAAGCGCUCCUGCCCCCCAACAAGAAGUGCAAAUUGUCGAAUAUGAAAAUAACAAUGAUGGGACAGGCAACUACAAUUACAGAUUCGCAUUAAGUGACGGCACUAAGCAAGACGAAACCGGACAAUUGAAGGAUCUACAAGGUGAAGAUGGUCCUGUUCAAGCUGUUGUUAAAACUGGUUCUUAUGAAUUCACCGAUUUGGACGGCAAAGUCCAUAAAGUCACUUACACGGCUGACGAAAAUGGUUUCCAUCCCGUAGUGGAAAGUUAAAGUCUUUAACCAAGUGAACAAAAUAAACAUACAUACAUAUGUGCUCCUAUAUAUACAGAACAAAAAAAAAAAAAAAAAAAAAAAAAA
Glossina fuscipes is the source of this 568-nucleotide messenger RNA. RefSeq names its product endocuticle structural glycoprotein SgAbd-5-like. Lineage: Eukaryota; Metazoa; Arthropoda; Insecta; Diptera; Glossinidae. The transcript has 2 exons. The record is from RefSeq and is a predicted model, not a curated record. Gene Ontology annotation, molecular function: structural constituent of chitin-based larval cuticle. The coding region runs from base 164 to 481 and encodes 105 amino acids. Gene Ontology annotation, cellular component: chitin-based extracellular matrix.